AUGGACGACUCUAUUUGGAACUAUUUAUGCAAACAGCCCACGCUCAAAGCUUCUUCUGAAAAGUAUGCACAGCUUGUUCACGAUUCAACAACACAACUCCAUCAAUCCCUUGAACCCAUCUUGUCAGCUCUGAAUCGACGCGCCAUUGGGUUGACAAAGUGCGCCAACUUUGAAUCUGCUCUUCACGAUGCCAGAGUUAUGCAACAGCUAUCGCCUUUUUCAGCACUUGGAUAUAUACGCGAAGCCGAGAUUUAUGGCGAACAAGGAAAACAGCUUGAAGCUAUUUGUGUAUGCAACAUUGGCCUGAGCAUGGCCGACACCAAGGAUACGCACUAUGAUACACUGCAACGUGCCAAAACGGAUGCUGAGCAACGCCAAAACACACGCAUCGACUUUAUUAGCCAACUACCACUGGACAUUGUUAUUACAACCCUCAUUCCCAUGUUUAUGGAUCCUUCUUAUAUCACCUUUUCGAGACACAACACUUGUUUGGGUGUAUCCACUAUAUGGCGCGAUCGCAUUUAUCGAUCUGUGGAUGAACUUUAUUUCGAUACUGCGCUUGAUGGGGCUGCCACGCCAUGCCACGUCAUUCAGCUUGCUCAUCAUCUCAAGGUAUUAAAGGUCGUAGAUGAUAAUCCUGGAACAUGGCUUUGUGAUGUACUGUGCAACAACAAGCUUUACUCGUUACGUGAGUUACAGAUUAAAGGCUCGUCAAUCGCUUGUGUGGAUGACAUGGUUUCAUCAUUAAAGUCAAUCGGCAACACUUUGACACAAUUAUGCUGGUACCCGGGAAGUGAGAUCGCAUUACCAAUACACGACAUUCUCCACAACUGCCCGAACCUGGUUUCACUCGACAUUAGCCAACAAUCUGUUUGCAAUUUCAACUCUCUUCCAACGACAUCAUGGCCCAAUAUAACGACAUUAUGCUUAGCUGAUGCACAAGAGACUGUUACAUCCGACACGGUGAUAGCGAUUAGCAAGCACUUUCCAUCACUCAAGACACUUUCGCUUCAGCCAUGUCUCGACCCACAAUUGACAAGUGUUGUUUUGGAUCACUACCCAUGGAUGAGGUGCGUUCACCAUAACGACGAUGAGGAACCAGCUGAUAGCAUCACCUACCUGGCGGAAGGACGGCAAUGUGAUGAUGUUGGGAUUACAGAGUUUUCUGUGAGAUUGUGUUUGCCGUUUGAUAAUCCUUGGACAAAUGCUACUCCUAUAUUAACGAAGCAACAAAGAACGCUCGAAUGUAUCGACUUUGAUGUGAAGGUUGGUGAUGAACCAGAGGAGAUCUACAACAUUGAAUACGAUCGAUUGAAGAAACUUUGUCUUAUUCGCUCUGGAUGGUGGAUACCACGCAACGCACCCAUGCUUGAGGAAUUGGAGAUAUCAUCCCGUACAAUCAGGGGUAACGCUUCAGUGCUUGAUACAAUCCCACCCAAGCUAAAGAGGCUAGCACUCAAGUUGCAUUAUACACGCCGCAUUCGUCAGAUCACAGCAGCCGUUUCACGUUAUCUACAUCGAUUUUCCUAUCAUUCCCACCUAAGAGAGCUUGUUGUUCAUUGCCACAACUGGGAGAGCAUGUACAAUGUGAUCGACGCAAUCCAUCACCUUGGCCAACUUGAGAGUUUGGAGGUCAACUGUACAAGGAAGCAGCGUUCUUUUGAAAGCCAUUACUAUCCAAUUGUAAGACUUGCUCAUGGACUUCCCAAAGGAUGUCCUCGUUUGUCCCGCCUUGAAAUCAUCGGCAUGAUGGCGCCACCAUCCACCGGUGCAAUUAACGCCUUGAAAGAACUUGAGCAUUUGGAAGAAUUUGCGUUUUCAAUCAUCGACACAUAUUGCAAGGACGAUUUUUGGCAAGCACUCCAAACGCUUGAGCAAUUAAAACGUCUUCGGAUCUAUCAUGCGAAAGCCGGCAACAUGGAUGGAAUUCGGCGUCUCCAAGGACAACGACCUCACUUAAAGAUCGUCGUCCAUACAUGUUCAAACUCCUCUGAUUGUUCUGAAGAUUCUGAUAGUUCUGGAUAA
Lichtheimia ornata is the source of this 2025-nucleotide messenger RNA. RefSeq lists its product as uncharacterized. The transcript is spliced from 2 exons. Lineage: Eukaryota; Fungi; Mucoromycota; Mucoromycetes; Mucorales; Lichtheimiaceae. The record is from RefSeq and is a predicted model, not a curated record. Gene Ontology annotation, molecular function: protein binding. Bases 1 to 2025 code for a protein of 674 amino acids.